GGGAAUCCGAAGCCGUUUCAGUGUCGCGUUGGAAUCGAGAAACUACAGUGGUGAUUUUGGAACCCCGUAACAGCAGCAGCAGCAGCAACAGGAUGAUGAGGGAAAUUUUUGCGCUUUCUCUAGUUUUGGUUUUGGCCAGCGAAUCGGCUUUCGCUACUACAGUUUUAAAAUGUGGCACCAACGAUCCGUUUCCGGACUCGAACACCGUCAAGAUAGCAAAUUGCGGUGAGCCGCCGUGUUUUCUAAAGAAGGGAACGAUCGUAUCGGUCGAGCUGAAAUUCAAGCCGACGAGAAACGUCAACACCCUGACGACUAAGGCUACGGGCGCUUUGAAUGGAGGGUUCCCGCAACCUUUCGAAAGCGUCGACGGAUCGAACGCCUGUGAUUACAUCUUCGACGUUUCGGGGUCAAAGGUCGACUGUCCGUUGACGAAGGACACCGAAUACAUUUACAAAAGAAGGUUCCCGAUCAGUAGAAAAUAUCCAGUGACAAACGUGAACGUGCAUUGGGCCCUUGUCGAAAACAACGAAGACAUUGCGUGUUUCGAGGUGCCAGCGCAAAUUAAAAAAUAGUACCUGAUAUCUAUUAAUCAUCACUCAACAUGUAAUUCGAAUUGAAUUUUUACAUCGGUUCUCUGUUAUUUUCAAACACUUCUUCCUCUCAUUUGUAACGUCGAUUUUCAUCACUCGAAUCUAAACAAAGAGAGAAGUUUGAAAAAAAAAAAAAAAAUCAAACAACUGAACAAUUAAAACCUUUACGCGUUUUUUGA
Messenger RNA from Neodiprion virginianus, 769 nucleotides. Its product is annotated as NPC intracellular cholesterol transporter 2 homolog a-like. Bases 93 to 572 code for a protein of 159 amino acids. The record is from RefSeq and is a predicted model, not a curated record. NCBI's taxonomy places the organism in Eukaryota, Metazoa, Arthropoda, Insecta, Hymenoptera, Diprionidae. Gene Ontology annotation, molecular function: sterol binding. Gene Ontology annotation, biological process: intracellular cholesterol transport. The transcript has 3 exons.